CAGUUCCCUUGCGGUCGAGUCAAGCGUUUCCUCAAGAACAACACUCAGAACAAGAUGCGCGUUGGUGCUAAAGCUGCCGUCUAUGUCACCGCCGUCCUCGAAUACCUUACCGCCGAAGUCCUCGAGCUCGCAGGCAAUGCCGCCAAGGAUCUCAAGGUCAAGCGUAUCACUCCAAGACAUCUCCAACUUGCCAUCCGUGGUGACGAGGAACUUGAUACUCUGAUCCGUGCUACGAUCGCCUUCGGUGGUGUUCUUCCUCACAUCAACAGAGCGCUUCUUCUCAAGGUCGAGCAGAAGAAGAAGAGCAAGGCCGAGUAG
Messenger RNA from Exophiala viscosa, 318 nucleotides. RefSeq names its product histone-fold-containing protein. The record is from RefSeq and is a predicted model, not a curated record. Gene Ontology annotation, cellular component: chromatin; nucleosome. Gene Ontology annotation, molecular function: protein heterodimerization activity; structural constituent of chromatin; DNA binding. The transcript has 2 exons. Gene Ontology annotation, biological process: heterochromatin formation. NCBI's taxonomy places the organism in Eukaryota, Fungi, Ascomycota, Eurotiomycetes, Chaetothyriales, Herpotrichiellaceae. The annotation marks the transcript as partial.